Messenger RNA from Rosa chinensis, 3413 nucleotides. Its product is annotated as pentatricopeptide repeat-containing protein At2g17525, mitochondrial. The record is from RefSeq and is a predicted model, not a curated record. Gene Ontology annotation, molecular function: protein binding. NCBI's taxonomy places the organism in Eukaryota, Viridiplantae, Streptophyta, Magnoliopsida, Rosales, Rosaceae.
AUUACAUCUCAGAAGCCCAAAGUUAAAAGAAAGAAACCCUAAAAUUCCUAACAGCCACCACAUUUUCAUCAGCCGCAAAGUAUUCCUGCCACAGUAAUCAAGCUGUUGCUUGACAUGAAUUCGCCGCCGCAGCACCAGAUCAUACCGCCUUCUCCACCGGUUGUGACACACGCCAGGCUCAGGAACGCCCAAUAGAAACUGAGUAACCGAAGAGGGAGUGAUUACCAAGGUAAUCUGAACACCCUCUUUUGAGAUAACAAAAAUUCGCCAACGGGUGAAAGUUUGUUUAGAGGUGGUGGAGCAGGGAGUAGAUCUGAAAGCUAAAUCGGUCAAACCUGCCAAACAAGAACAAUAACAAAGGAGGAGGAAAAUCUGUGCAAAAAAGCUUAUGAAACGUUGAUUUGAGAUAGGAUUUGGGUUGUGAUGAUGGAGUGAAGAGGUGGAGAGGUGAUGGGGUUGAUGAGAGUGAGAGCUCGCCCAGUCAUGAGGGAGCUCAUGAUGGCAGCAUAUGAUGGGUAGGUGGAGAAUAUGAAGGAAAAAGAGGUAAGAGAAAGAGGAGGAAAAUGAAGGGAAGGGGCAGAUCUGGUCAAGAAAGAGGCUGGGUGGAUGGAGUGGAGAUGGAGGUAAAAGUAAUGGUGGGGUGGGUGGUGGAAACGGAGGGGAAGGUGAGACUCUCAAAAUGAUGGCUGAUCUGAGAAAAUUUCUAGAGAGAAGGAGGAGCCUCUCUCUCACAGUUUUAGUCUUGGACCCCUGGUCUCAAAUACCCGGCAGCUCAGACGACUUCCACACAUCCUUAAAAAGCUUUGCAAUGGCCAGUGCCCAAUGCUAAUCUCCAAUCCCUCAAAGCUUCCCCCAAUCUCUUCUCUCACCCAUCUUCUUCGAACUCUCUCAUCCAUUGCUGUUCCAUCUCACAACCACAUAUCACAUCUUCUACUCGAACAAAAAUCAGCCACCCAGGUCCUCGACACCUUCCAAUGGGCCUCCAAACUCCCCAGCUUCACCCACUCCCCGUCCACUCACCGAGCCCUCAUCCACAAGCUCUGCACCUUUCGCCGCUUCGACAUUGCCCACCAAGUGCUCGACGAAAUGCCCCACUCAAUCGGCCUCCCCCCAGAUGACCACAUUUUCGUCACACUCAUUCACGGCCUCGGCCGAGCCCAUUUGGUGAAGCAAGUGAUCAAGGUGCUUGACUUGGUUCGCAGGUAUAACCAGAAACCUUCUCUCAAGAUAUUCAAUUCGAUUCUUGAUGUUCUUGUGAAGGAGGAUAUAGAUAUAGCUAGGGAGUUUUAUAGGAAGAAGAUGAUGGCAAGUGGCGUCAAGGGUGAUGAUUAUACUUUUGGUAUCUUGAUGAAAGGUCUUUGUUUGACGAAUCGGAUUGGUGAUGGGUUUAAGCUUUUGCAGGCUAUUAAGUCGAGAGGAGUUGCGCCGAAUACUGUGGUUUAUAACACAUUGCUGCAUGCACUUUGCAGGAAUGGGAAAGUUGGGAGAGCCAGAAGCUUGAUGAAUGAGAUGGAAGACCCCAAUGAUGUGACUUUUAAUAUUUUGAUAUCUGGUUAUUGUGGAGAAGAGAAUUUGGUGCAAGCGCUUGUUAUGUUAGACAAGUGCUUUGGUCUGGGGUAUGUGCCUGAUGUUGUCACGACAACCAAGGUGUUGGAAAUUCUGUGCAAUGAUGGUCGGGUAAUGGAGGCUGUCAAGGUUAUAGAGAGAGUGGAGAGCAAUGGAGGGUUGGUUGACGUUGUGGCAUAUAAUACGAUUAAGGGUUACUGUCGAUUAGGGAAAGCAAAACUGGGUCUUCGCAUUUUGAAGGAGAUAGAGAGGAAAGGGUGUCUUCCAAAUGUUGAUACCUACAAUGUCGUGAUCUCAGGUUUUUGUGAGUCUGGGAUGUUGGAUAAAGCUCUUGAUCUGUUUAAUGAUAUGAAAACAGAUGGCAUCAAUUGGAAUUUUGCUGCAUAUGAUACGUUAAUAAGAGGCUUGUGUUCAGGAGGAAGAACUGAAGAUGGGUUAAAAAUUUUGGAUUUGAUGAAUGAGAGCAAAGAUGGUUGUAGGGGUCAAAUAGGUCCUUUUAAUAGUGUCUUGUAUGGCAUGUAUAAGGAAAAACGUUUGGACGAAGCACUUGAGUUUCUUGCCAAUAUGGGUAAACUAUUUCCCAGAGCUGUUAAUAGGAGCUUUAGGAUUUUAGGUUUCUGUGAGGAGGGUGCCACUGAGAAUGCAAAGAAGGUCUAUGAUCAGAUGAUUGUGGAAAGGGCAGUCCCAUGUGUUUUGAUUUAUGACUAUCUAAUCCAUAUAUUUUGCCAACAAGGGUGUGUUCGUCAAGCCUAUGAGCUUAUGAAUGAGAUGAUUGCUCAUUGUUACUUUCCUGUUUCAUCAACUUUCAAUGUUCUGAUUAACGGGUUUUGUGAGCAAGGAAAAGUUGGUAGUGCGCUAAAGCUCCUCGAUGAGAUGAUUGGUAGAGGUUGUUUACCUGAUAUAGAAAGUUAUAGUCAUUUGGUAGGUGCUUUUUGCCAGAAGGGGGAUUUUCAGAAAGCUUUAAAACUCGUUUUGCAAAUGGUAGGAAAGGGUAUCACUCCUGAUUAUUUCACAUGGAACUCGUUGCUUCUUUGUUCAAGUCGAGAGACUGUAUGGUUAAACAGCAAAAGUAUGUUUUAUGUGAACAAUCAAUUACGUUGUAUUAUUGAGGCUUAACUACAUUCCAGGGUUAAUAGUACUGAAUGAAAUAUCCUGUUUCACAGUACUAUUGAGAGGUCACUCACUAUGUUCAGGUCUGUGGCUCAGUCCCUUUCUUAUCCCAAUACUGGUAUGCAUCUCUUUGUGAGUCCAAACCAAGCCCAUGUCAUCUCACUUGUCCACCACUUGUCGCAGAUUCCUCCACUUUGCUGAGGUAUUUUUAUAUUUUACAUGCCCUCUCUUCGUGUUUGUUUUCAUUUGCCUGGUCAUCAUAGAAAAGUUAGUGCCUUAGAUACAUUGUUGUUUCUCAUUGUGAUUUGUAUUCGCCAAUUUGUCAAUUGAAUUGGGUUUCCAAGAAAAGACUAAUUUGAUAGGGCUUUUGUCAAACUGUUGGUUGUUUAAGGUAAUUGUGACUUCUUUUCUGACUGUAGGAGCUAGUGGAUAAAUCAAUCUUGUAUACUGUCAUCGUUACAUAAUUUAGUUGGUAGAAUAAUGUUCAUAGAGUAUUUAAAGGCUUGAAGUUUAGCCUGGUUAAGGGAAGAAUCUUAAUCUACCUUCAAAGGAAUGAGUUUGGGAAUAUAUAUGUCUACUUCCAGUAUAUACUAUUGCUAGUCGUAAGUGACUGCUUGCAACACAAAGUGGAGGAAAAUAAAAGAAAUAAAAUAUGAAGUAUAGAUGUUGCUUUCAGUUUCUUUUGUUUUCAGCAUAUUUGACCUCUAAGCAAAUACUUGAGGAGGAAUACCCCAGAA